Molecule: messenger RNA, 1032 nt
Organism: Arachis stenosperma
Lineage: Eukaryota; Viridiplantae; Streptophyta; Magnoliopsida; Fabales; Fabaceae
Product: cytochrome b6-f complex subunit 4-like
Exons: 2
Coding region: 519-1001 (160 amino acids)
Biological process (GO): photosynthetic electron transport chain; mitochondrial electron transport, ubiquinol to cytochrome c
Cellular component (GO): thylakoid membrane
Source: RefSeq, a predicted model, not a curated record
GACGUGGGUUACGGGCGUUGUUUUGGCUGUAUUGACCGCAUCUUUUGGUGUAACUGGUUAUUCCUUACCUUGGGACCAAAUUGGUUAUUGGACAGUCAAAAUUGUAACAGGAGUACCCGAAGCUAUUCCCGGAAUAGGAUCGUCUGUCGUGGAAUUAUUAAGGGGAAGUGCUAGUGUAGGACAAUCUACCUUGACUCGUUUUUAUAGUUUACAUACUUUUGUAUUACCUCUUCUUACUGCUGUAUUUAUGUUAAUGCACUUUCCAAUGAUACGUAAGCAAUGCAUCUCCGGUCCUUUAUAGAGAAUAUGGAUCCUAGAUAUUUCUAAUCAAUCAUUUUUUAUUUUGGGGAGGAACAAAAGUAUUUCAUUGCUACAAAUAUGGAUUAUUAAAAAAAUAAGACAUGUAUUUGGAUAUUUCCCUGCAACUUAAGACUUAACAAAAUUAGCGUCUUAUUUUUUUAUUUGACAUACAUGAAUAGUUGAUAGUUGAGGGGGAUUCUCCGAAGAAAAAACGGAUUAUGGGAGUAACAAAAAAACCUGACUUGAAUGAUCCUGUAUUAAGAGCGAAAUUGGCUAAAGGAAUGGGUCAUAAUUAUUAUAGAGAACCCGCAUGGCCAAACGAUCUUUUAUAUAUUUUUCCCGUAGUUAUUCUAGGUACUAUUGCUUGUAACGUAGGUUUAGCAGUUUUAGAACCAUCAAUAAUUGGGGAACCCGCGGAUCCAUUUGUAACUCCUUUGGAAAUAUUGCCGGAAUGGUAUUUCUUUCCUGUAUUUCAAAUACUUUGUACAGUGCCCAAUAAGUUAUUGGGCGUUCUUUUAAUGGUUUCGGUACCCGCGGGAUUAUUAACAGUACCCUUUUUGGAGAAUGUUAAUAAAUUCCAAAACCCAUUUCGUCGUCCAGUAUCAACAACCAUCUUUUUGAUUGGUACUGCAGUAGCCCUUUGGUUGGGUGUUGGAGCAACAUUACCUAUUGAGAAAUCCCUAACUUUAGGUCUCUUUUAAAUUGAUUCACUUGUAAAUUAAAAUCUCAUAU